Lindgomyces ingoldianus is the source of this 972-nucleotide messenger RNA. RefSeq lists its product as uncharacterized. Lineage: Eukaryota; Fungi; Ascomycota; Dothideomycetes; Pleosporales; Lindgomycetaceae. The annotation marks the transcript as partial. The record is from RefSeq and is a predicted model, not a curated record. The transcript has 2 exons.
UUCAAUGCUAGCACAUUGCCGAAGAAGAAUGUCUCGGGGACUUACAACAUUGCUGGGACAUACUGUGUGCUUGCAAAUAAAAUGCCAGAGCGAGAAGGUUCAAUUCAAUUACUCUUGCACGGGCUGGCAUACACGAAGGAGUACUGGAACGGGAUCAAGUACCCCAACACCACCUUCCCCGGAGAGUUCUCUUGGGUACACCACGCUACCGCUCAGGGCUACUCUACGCUUGCUAUUGACAACCUGGGAAAUGGGGACUCGGACUUUCCAGAUCCCAUCAAUACCGUCCAGCUGCCUUUGCAAUUAGAAGUCAUCCGCGAAAUCAUCAAAGGCCUGCGAUCCCAAUCCUUCUCUUGCAUACAAGCCAAAUACAACAAAGUCAUCUUCGUAACGCACUCCUAUGGGUCCCUGGUAGGUCGCGCAAUGGCACAGGACUACCCCAACCCCGCCGACGGAGCCGACGCAUACAUCCUCACAGCAUCGUCUACAAACCUCGUCGGAAUUAAGGCCGCUGGCGCAAAUUUUCGGCCUCGCGCUGCCAGCAUCCAAAACCCCAAAAGAUUUGGCCAUCUCCCUCCAGCAUACGUCCAUAUGGAUCCAACUGCGCUCCGGGAGAUUGUGUACUCACUCAAAGGCGAGUACGACCCCGGAAUGCUGGCCUGGGAUAUGAUGCAACCCCACUCCUUUGCUAUUGGUGAACUCGCUACAUUCAAGAAAAAUGACACAUCCGAAUUCGCUGGACCGGUCAUGUACUUGACGGGAAGGAUCGAUGCGAUUGUCUGCGAUGCGGCCGGAAAUACGACGAUCUCGAUCCCAAAUUGCGGUGUACGGAGGUCUUCAAACCCGGGAUUGAGUGUUGAGAGGUUUCCCAGGGCGAAGCCGUUUGGGGUAUAUGUCCCAGAUCAGACGGGCCAUAAUUUGAACCUCGGAUACUCUGCCCCCGAGACCUUUGGUGCUGUGAAUCAGUUUUUG